This is a messenger RNA of Nasonia vitripennis (jewel wasp), 3198 nucleotides long. RefSeq names its product dystrobrevin beta. Gene Ontology annotation, cellular component: plasma membrane; synapse. Gene Ontology annotation, biological process: synaptic signaling. The record is from RefSeq and is a predicted model, not a curated record. NCBI's taxonomy places the organism in Eukaryota, Metazoa, Arthropoda, Insecta, Hymenoptera, Pteromalidae. The transcript has 18 exons. The coding region runs from base 466 to 2898 and encodes 810 amino acids. Gene Ontology annotation, molecular function: zinc ion binding.
GGCGGGCGGGAGUCGGCUCGGCUCUCGCGUCUUAGAGAGCAGUCCCACUGUCCCAGUCAGUGAUGGCUGCGGCGGUGCUCGGUAGCCUAACGUGUGACGCGCGCGGUCGCCCCGCGACCAAGCCUUGUUUACAACUCUGACUCGAGUGCGGUGUGUGCGCGGCGACUGCAUCAUCGGCGGCCCAGCUGCGGACCCAGCCUCGAGCCGACUCGAGCGAGCCAGCUGAGCGGAGCAGCGACGCGGACGUCGCGUCUGCUCGUCGUCCUCCUCGAGUCCAGUGUGUUUUGCAGACUCUAUAACGAAGGUAUGCGCAGCUGUGCGUUUUUGAAUGCGGCGGUUAAUAAAGAAACGCCGACCUUUGCUCAAGGCGCUAGCUGUAAUUUAACUGCAACGCGGAAACAUUUCAAAUUCCAAUGAGCUGCUCUUACUCAGGCGCCGCAGGCUGACCUUCGUGGAAUAUGAGCGAUGAGAAUGGCCGAGGACGGGGCGGGUGGCGGCGGCGGCGGCGGAGGUUCGACCGGUAGCUGCAGCGGGAGCAGCGGCGGGGGCGGCAGCGGCGAGGCGAGCCGGCUGCAAUUGCUCCAGGAAAUGCGCCAGCAGAAUUUCGACAUCAUCCGAUUCGCCUCUUAUCGCACCGCCUGCAAGCUGCGAUUCAUUCAGAAGAAAGUCAACCUUCACAACGUGGACAUCUGGAACGUGAUCGAGGCCUUCCGGGAGAACAGCCUGAACACCCUGGAGCCGUCGAGCACGCUGAGCGUCUCAAGGCUCGAGACCCUCCUGUCUUCCCUCUUCCACGCGCUCAACAAGAGAGUGCCGAUCUCGCAGCAGGCUAAGGUCGACGCCACGACUGCGCUGCUCAUGAACUGGCUCUUGGCUUCCUACACAAGCGGGGAAAACAGCAAGAUCUCGGUCUUCUCCGUCAAAGUCGCCUUAGCUACUCUCUGCGCGGGAAAGCUCAUGGACAAAUUUCGUUACAUUUUUUCGCAAAUCACCGACGGCAACGGCCACAUGAUCCACUGGAGAUUCGCGGACUACCUGAAGGAGGUCCUGGCGCUGCCGGCCGCGGUCUACGAGUCCCCUUCGUUCGGCUACUCCGACGGCCUGGCCAGCUCGAUAUUCCCGUCUAACGCCAAAAUCACGGUGAACGACUUUCUGGACACGCUCAUGUCGGAGCCGGGGCCUCACUGUCUCAUCUGGCUGCCGCUCUACCACCGGAUGGCUGCCGUUGAAUCUGUCACGCAUCCGAUCAUGUGCGACGCCUGCCACAGGGAAAACUUCACCGGGUUCAGGUAUCGCUGUCAAAAGUGUCACUCGUAUCAGCUCUGCCAGGACUGCUUCUGGAGGGGAAAGGUUUCCGGCACCCACAACAACGACCACGAGACCAGGGAGUACAGUAGCUUUAAGUCGCCGAGUAAGCAGAUUGGCCAUUCCCUGAGAAAGAGCUUCAGAUGCGUUCCCGACAAGGGCAGAAACAGCCUGCCGAGGUUUCCCGAGCAGCCUGAGAAGACUCUGGAUCUCUCGCACAUCGUCCCGCCCUCUCCGAUACCGUCUCAUAAUGGAUUCCCCGAUCCGGGCUUCAUGGGUCCGUUCGAUUCCGGCUCCUUGGAUAGUCGCUCAACGCUGAGGAGCAUGGACAGCGCGAGGGUCGACGACGAGCACAAGCUGAUCGCUAUCUACGCCCAACGACUGUCCCAGGAAGCGAGAACCUCCCGCGGCUCAUCGAGACUGCUGCAGACCGACCAAGCGAGCAGGGCACCGUCGGACGUGAACCUGGCGGCGAUCGACCCGUCGCGGGCCCAGCGAGAGCUCAUAUCACAACUUGAGGCGAAAAAUAAAGAGAUAAUGCGAGAGAUAACAAGGUUAAGGAGACAACAAGAAAUCGAGGCAGCGGGCUUAGAGAACCCGGCUCUCAUGUCGGAAUUGCGAGCCUUACGGCAACGAAAAGAUGAACUAGAAAGUCAUCUGGCAACGUUACAAGAUUCCAGAAGGCAGCUCAUGGUGCAACUUGAAGGACUGAUGAAAAUGUUGAAGAUCCACCAAGCGUCACCCCGCUCGACGCCAAACAGCUCGCCUCGCAGCACAAAGUCACCCCCGCUACCCCCUGGCGCGGUGCCCAGCAGCAGAUCAGCCCCACCGACACCCGGGGGUCCACUGAGCGCGAUGCCCAAUCAUCAGCAGCAGCAACAACAACAGCAACAGCAGCAGCAGAUGUCGCGAAGCUAUCAGAGCCCGGUGCCGCCGAGCUCCGCAAGCUCCAACGCGGUCCAAGCGGCCAAUGCCGCUGCUAUACACAACAAUCCCAUGCCCGACAACCUCUCCUGUGUAGGCGGCGAUGUCAGGUCUGCGUUUAGGACGAACAGUUUACCAGGCAGUGGCAACAACAGUGCCAACAAUAGCCUAGGACGAUCCUUAAGGAACGACCUUUUAAUUGCUGCCGACAAUGUCACAAAUGCCAUGUCGUCACUCGUCAGGGAAUUGAAUUCAGACUCAGAGGAGGAGGAACAAUCCCACAAUUCUGGCCGCCAUAACAUCAGAAAGCCGUUAGAUUUUGAGGUCGGCGAAGACGGCGAGGACGGUAGCGGUGGCACCUGGCGCGAGGAGCUCCAGCGCCGCUACCAGCAGGAAAACGACUUCCUGGCGGAGCUGCGCUCGCGCAACGCGGUCCUGAACGCCCAGCAGCACAACAAUCAGCAGAACCAGAACCACCACUCGAAUCAGAUGCACAACCAGCACCAGAACCAGAUCCAAAACCAGAACCAGAACCAGAACCAGAAUCACCACAACAACCACGUGAACCAGGAUCACCACCCGGGCGAGCGCGAGGAGGCCGAGGGCGAGAAGCGCGACGACAGCGAGGCCGAAUGGUCAGAGGCUGUUAAGCGUUGGGUAAACCGAUAAAUGUCCUCCCCAAAUAAGCUACUCCUCUGCGCGCUGUAGUUAUGGAUUUCGUUUCGUUUCGUUGUACCUAUAUAAUAUAUAAUAGUAUCGGCGCUAUACUUCCUAUAUUCUAUAUAGAUAGGACGCGCGUCACGGGGGGAAUCGGUUAACUGCUGAAAACGAAUUAAUCGUCUAAGGACGUUCGAGUCGAAUGAGAACCGCGCACUGCAAGGAGCCAGGUACUGAAGAUACUUAAUGCACGCUCUCUUGACUGAGCUCUAGCGUAGAAGAUUUUAUUUCGCGUUGGUAAUCGCAAGGCCC